Messenger RNA from Coregonus sp. 'balchen', 17990 nucleotides. The record is from the annotation of a GenBank genome assembly. NCBI's taxonomy places the organism in Eukaryota, Metazoa, Chordata, Actinopteri, Salmoniformes, Salmonidae.
UCUAUCUAAUAACGUAGCAAGCCUGUUUGCCAUGUAUAACUUACACAGUCUGGUCUAAAAUAACUCAUGAUAAAAACCGCGUCCACAGAAUGUCAGAUGAAGAGAUUCCUUCCACUUCCAGAGAGCCUGUACCCGAAGAAGUAGAGGUGAGCAUUUAAAAGCAGACAUCUUCUUUUCAGAAAUAUGAGAUACACUGUACUGUUAGGAAGCUAGAAGUUUGCAGUUUUGUUCAAUUGGGGGGGGGGGGGGGCAUGGCGGGAAGGAGGCUUGCACAUCUGCAUAGCUCUCUUACAGAUGUUAGCUAGCUACCAGGUCAGACGCUAGCCUGGCCAGCAAACAUAACAAUGGUUUUCGUCGUGCAAUUCAUAGACAUUUAGCCAAUAUUCCCGUAGACUUCUAAAUGCUGCCAAUUUGUAGCCAGCAUGACAAGCUUCGGAGUCCCAGACUGAGCCACUGACUGUACAGUAGCUGUAGCCCAGGCAGCGCAACAGACGCAGCCUCCAACAAAUCAGCUGUCUCUUUCAACACUGGCUGUUUUGCUUUGGGGAUCGUCAAGUUGGCUAUAGCUAGCUACAGUAGCUAUGUAAUAUGUUUUAUGAAGAGCAGGCUAACAUUAGAGAUGAAGCUAAAUGCUUGAACUUCAGAAGGCAUAACUUUUUGCACAUUUUGUAAUACAUUUUGAGCACUCAAUAUGUGAACUUGCACAAAAUUGAUUAUUAAAUUGAUUGCACAAGCGUCACAUGAAGCCAACUUGCAACCAAAACCAUAAUCUAUAUUGAUUAAAUAUGUAGAAUAAUGUUGCAUUAAUUCAGAGGAAAUUAUAUACAAUACACAACAAAUUCCCGUAAUAGGAUCACUGAAAUAGCCAAAUGAAAUUGUUUUAAAUUGCACAUUACAUUGAUUAAAUGUUACCGAAUCAAAUGCCAAAUAAAUAUGUACAGUACGUUGAGAAUGUCAUAAAGUGGUCUACUGUGUUUCAGCUGAAGCCACCUCUGAAGGCUGUGCCCAAGGCUGAGGGAGAGUUGGAUCCAGAGUAUGAGGAGAAAAGGGUGAGACGAAUUGCUUUCUCACAAACACUCUCUAUAGAUAUAUAAAUAGGAUUCAUUUGAGAUUUUAAGAUGCAUUUGCAAGAAAAAUAUGACAAUAGGGAUUAUCACCUCACACAGACUAGUCACAUCGUUGGUUGAAUUCUGUGCCAGAUAUUUUAUAUAUUUAUUUUUCUCCAACUUUUGCAAUGGGCUCCCCACUGUGGUAAAUGUGGGGAAUUGCAGUGUGUAGUGAGACUGCAGUGUAUAGGGAAAGUGAAUGGCAAAAUAACAGUUUAGCAUAACAUUGAUCUCAUAUCCUUACUAGUAAAACAUAACCUGUUGGUUUAACUUAGUAUUUUUCCCCUGUCUUUUUAUCAUAGAAAACAGAUAGAGCGAACCGGUUUGAGUUUCUGCUCAAGCAAACAGAACUCUUUGCCCACUUCAUCCAGCCUGCGUCUCAGAAGACUCCUACUUCACCCCUGAAAGUGAAACCUGGACGACCUCGCGUUAAACAGGACGAGAAACAAAAUCUCCUCUCUGUUGGAGAGUAUGUGACUGCUGACUUGUUUUAAGGGUCCUGACUUUAUUUUUAUAUUUUCGAAACGACAGGUCUAUGUUAUUUUAAAUAAACAAGUUAUAUUGGUCAAUAAACCAUUUUACAUUUACAUUUAAGUCAUUUAGCAGAUUGGUGCAUGAAUAAUAAACAAUACAAUCUGUUUACCAUUGUAUCAAUAUUUACUAUUGAAGAUAUCAUUCUUUUUACAAACUAUUUGUCUGCCACCUGUGUUUUUACAGUAACCGCCACCGACGCACGGAACAAGAAGAAGAUGAGGAGUUGUUAUCUGAGAGCCGGAAGGCAGCUAACGUCUUGGUUCGCUUUGAAGAGUCCCCAUCCUGUAUGAUGUUUUCAUAUAGCUUUUAAAUGCUCUUUUUAAUGCUCAGCGCUCCGUGUAAAUGAACGGUAGAAGGUGUUGUAUUCGAUCAGGUGUAUACCUUUAAUCCUAAUUAGCUCCCAUUUGAGAACAGCUGACGAUGGAUACGAGUAUCAUUUAGUUUUUUUUCAUUAACCUUUUACCACAGUGGGCUAAAUCAGGGUCACACAGAGUGAUUCUUGGUAGUCUUAAACAAAUCUACUUUGAAACAAAAAUAUAUACAGUGAGGGAAAAAAGUAUUUGAUCCCCUGCUGAUUUUGUACGUUUGCCCACUGACAAAGAAAUGAUCAGUCUAUAAUUUUAAUGGUAGGUUUAUUUGAACAGUGAGAGACAGAAUAACGCAUGUUAAAUUUUUUUAUACAUUUAUUUGCAUUUUAAUGAGGGAAAUAAGUAUUUGACCCCUCUGCAAAACAUUACUUAGUACUUGGUGGCAAAACCCUUGUUGGCAAUCACAGAGGUCAGACGUUUCUUGUAGUUGGCCACCAGGUUUGCAUACAUCUCAGGAGGGAUUUUGUCCCACUCCUCUUUGCAGAUCUUCUCCAAGUCAUUAAGGUUUCGAGGCUGACGUUUGGCAACUCGAACCUUCAGCUCCCUCCACAGAUUUUCUAUGGGAUUAAGGUCUGGAGACUGGCUAGGCCACUCCAGGACCUUAAUGUGCUUCUUCUUGAGCCACUCCUUUGUUGCCUUGGCCGUGUGUUUUGGGUCAUUGUCAUACUGGAAUACCCAUCCACGACCCAUUUUCAAUGCCCUGGCUGAGGGAAGGGGGUUCUCACCCAAGAUUUGACGGUACAUGGCCCCGUCCAUCGUCCCUUUGAUGCGGUGAAGUUGUCCUGUCCCCUUAGCAGAAAAACACCCCCAAAGCAUAAUGUUUCCACCUCCAUGUUUGAUGGUGGGGAUGGUGUUCUUGGGGGUCAUAGGCAGCAUUCCUCCUCCUCCAAACACGGCGAGUUGAGUUGAUGCCAAAGAGCUCCAUUUUGGUCUCAUCUGACCACAACACUUUCACCCAGUUCUCCUCUGAAUCAUUCAGAUGUUCAUUGGCCAACUUCAGACGGGCAUGUAUAUGUGCUUUCUUGAGCAGGGGGACCUUGCGGGCGCUGCAGGAUUUCAGUCCUUCACAGCGUAGUGUGUUACCAAUUGUUUUCUUGGUGACUAUGGUCCCAGCUGCCUUGAGAUCAUUGACAAGAUCCUCCCGUGUAGUUCUGGGCUGAUUCCUCACCGUUCUCAUGAUCAUUGCAACUCCACGAGGUGAGAUCUUGCAUGGAGCCCCAGGCCGAGGGAGAUUGACAGUUAUUUUGUGUUUCUUCCAUUUGCGAAUAAUCGCACCAACUGUUGUCACCUUCUCACCAAGCUGCUUGGCGAUGGUCUUGUAGCCCAUUCCAGCCUUGUGUAGGUCUACAAUCUUGUCCCUGACAUCCUUGGAGAGCUCUUUGGUCUUGGCCAUGGUGGAGAGUUUGGAAUCUGAUUGACUGAUUGCUUCUGUGGACAGGUGUCUUUUAUACAGGUAACAAGCUGAGAUUAGGAGCACUCCCUUUAAGAGUGUGCUCCUAAUCUCAGCUUGUUACCUGUAUAAAAGACACCUGGGAGCCAGAAAUCUUUCUGAUUGAGAGGGGGUCAAAUACUUAUUUCCCUCAUUAAAAUGCAAAUCAAUUUAUAACAUUUUUGACAUGCGUUUUUCUGGAUUUUUGUUGUUGUUAUUCUGUCUGUCACUGUUCAAAUAAACCUACCAUUACAAUUAUAGACUGAUCAUUUCUUUGUCAGUGGGCAAACGUACAAAAUCAGCAGGGGAUCAAAUACUUUUUUCCCUCACUGUACCUCACACACAUGGAUGGUUAUGAGCUUAAAAAAUAUAAGACACCUGAACCAUGUCAGAUAUAGAGUUGAAAUGUAUCCCAAUAUUACACUUUAUAUACAUCACAGAAGACUGAAAUAUAACAAAACAGUUUGACAUAGAAACACCGGAUCUUCAUUGUAGUUUUAGAGGGGUGCUUUUGGUCAUUGACUACAGGAAAGGGCUACUGACAUAACCUAUUUGAUUUUCCAGAUGUGAAAAAUGGAGAGCUGAGAGAUUACCAAGUCAGAGGUCUCAACUGGAUGAUCUCCCUUUAUGAAAAUGGCAUUAAUGGAAUCCUGGCUGAUGAAAUGGUAACGACUGUACCAUAAACAUGCAAUUAACAAUAGUUUAUGUUUACUUGCCUACAUUAAGUGCCAGAGCCUUAUAUUGAGAUAAAUAUGUAUAUUAUAUCUAUAUCCAAAUUUAAGUCUCUGGUAAGUGCCACUGGUUGUGAGUCAAGCUGUGUAUGACAGGUUGUUUAUUUAAGCAAUAAGGCCCGAGGAGGUGUGGUAUAUGGCCAAUAUACCACAACUAAUAUGAGACGCAACGUGAAGUGCCUGGAUAUAGCCCUUAGCCGUGGUAUAUUGGCCAUAUAUCACAAACCCAAAGGUGCCUUAUUGCUAUUAUAAACUGGUUACCAACGUAAUUAGAAUAGUAAAAAUAACUGUUUUGUCAUACCCGUGGUAUACGGUUUGAUAUACCACUGCUGUCAGCCAAUCAGCAUUCAGGGCUCGAACCACCCAGUUCAUAAUUGUGUAUUGACAACAGGGCUUGGGGAAGACCCUCCAAACCAUUGCGUUGCUGGGAUACCUGAAGCACUACAGGAACAUUCCAGGCCCCCACAUGGUUCUGGUUCCCAAAUCAACGCUACACAACUGGAUGAAUGAGUUCAAACGCUGGGUACCAACCCUUAAGGCAGUCUGUCUCAUCGGGGACAGGGAUGCAAGAGUAUGUCCUGUUUUUUCUCUUGAUUGACACUGAUUGAAAAUGUGCCCUCUUAUAAAGCAUUAUCAGGUGGGUAGGUAACCAAGACCACAGAUGAUUCCUUUGACAAAUGUUCUCCUUAUUGGCCAGGCGGCGUUCAUCCGUGAUGUCAUGAUGCCAGGGGAAUGGGAUGUUUGUGUCACAUCCUAUGAGAUGGUCAUCAGAGAGAAAUCGGUCUUCAAGAAGUUCAACUGGAGAUACCUUGUCAUCGACGAAGCUCACAGGAUCAAAAAUGAGAAGUCCAAGGUAUGAACACGAAUGAAAAUAAUUGAGGGUUGAACCAAGUUUUUCUUUCUACUUUUCAGUAAAAAUGUAUUUUUUAUGAUAUUUAUGUAAUCUUAACAUAUGUCCGGUGUUGUCAGCUCUCAGAGAUUGUCCGUGAGUUCAAAACCACCAACCGUCUCCUCCUGACUGGGACGCCUCUGCAGAACAACCUCCAUGAGCUGUGGUCACUCCUCAACUUCCUGCUACCUGAUGUCUUCAACUCUGCCAACGUGAGUGCUGCCUCUGUCUGUUCUCUCCAUUUAUUUCUCUAGUAGUGAUAUUCCUCUCCUUUAGAUGAAUGUGACUGGAAUACUAAAUCGAGGAAGAAAAUAAAAUCAUAUCGCUCCAGGCAAAAUGAACUGCAUUAUUUUGUUGUUUUGUAUCAAAAGACCCUCCAGCAGUAACUUAAUGUUUUUUGUUGUUCCAUUUUACACCACCUAGUUUCAAUGAACAUCAGUCAAUCACUGAAGUCCUCAGCCCCACCUGACUUGCUUCUUGUCUUUCCAUGAUGUGUCAGAGAGGGAAAGGUAGCCCCGAGCACAGGCCUCCCCCUCAGGCACUACUCUGUUCUGUUGUCAGUUCCUCCCAGUUUGUCUGGGAUCCCUCGAACCCACAGGCUGUAGCUUAUCAUUUGUAUCCUGUCCUUUCUCUAACACAUUCCCCUCUGCAAAUGAAGCCAAAGCAGAAUCAUCUUUACUCUCUUUUUUUUCUGCAAAAUAAACUUUUGCACUUUCAUGGAAAAUCUUUACUCGUUGAAAACAAAAGGAACAUGUUCUUAUAUUCUCAGGACUUUGAUUCUUGGUUUGACACCAACAACUGUCUGGGGGACCAGAAGCUGGUGGAGCGUCUGCAUGCGGUAAGCUGUGUUUCACAUUUCCAUUACGCUCAGAGAGUUCACUGCAGAAUUCCCCUUAUCUAUUAUUCUGUUGAGUUAAUACAUGGAUAAAAAAAAUAUAUAUUUAGUUAGAAAAGCAUUUGCCUUGGUAAUGUGCUGUUUGUUCUAGAGCCCGACUGAUAUAUCAGUUCACUGAUAUUAUCAUCCGAUAUUGGCCUUUUAAACGCGACCCAUGGGGCGGCGCACAAUUGGCCCAGCGUCGACCAGGGUAGGGGAGGGAAUGGCCGGCAGGGAUGUAGCUCAGUUGGAAGAGCAUGGCGUUUGCAACGCCAGGGUUGUGGGUUCGAUUCCCAUGGGGGGCCAGUAUGAAAAAUAAAACAAUAAUGUAUGCACUCACUAACUGUAAGUCGCUCUGGAUAAGAGCAUCUGCUAAAUUACUUAAAUGUAAAUGUAAAUAUCACUAUCUGCUGAUAAUUCAACAGAUAACCGAUAUUCAAUAAAUAGGAUGAAAAAAGGGAAUCACAUGCUUAUCUGAACACUUGUGGCCAUUCUCAUGAUGUCAUUAUUGUCACUAUGUAAGAAAUCAACAUUUGAAGCAUAUUUAUUGGACAAUUGGUCUUUUGGAUGGCAAUUUAUGAGAAAUCAGUGUGGGAAAAUUUCCCCGCUGUAAAACAGUAUAUCGGCAGAUAUAUCGGUAUCGGUAAGUUUUUCCCCAAAAAAAAUCGGAAUCGGUAUCGGACCCAAUUAAACAUAUCUGCCAGGCUCUAGUUUCUUCAGGUGCUGAGGCCUUUCCUUCUUGUGUAAUGUGCUGUUUGUUCAGGUGCUGAGGCCUUUCCUUCUUGUGUAACGUGCUGUUUGUUCAGGUGCUGAGGCCUUUCCUUCUGCGUCGGAUAAAAGCUGAAGUGGAGAAAAACCUGCCUCCCAAAAAAGAGGUGAAGAUUUACCUUGGACUGAGUAAGAUGCAGCGAGAGUGGUAUGUUUUUGGUUAAAAUACUUUGUCCUUCCUAGUGUUGCCCAUAGCUUGUGUUGGUUCAACAUUUCUACCAAUGAAAUUCUUAACAAAAUCAUUUAAAAUGAAACAAUGUUUCAUUGUUCUAUUUUUGUUAGGUACACACGGAUUCUGAUGAAAGACAUUGACAUCCUCAAUUCUUCUGGAAAAACGGACAAGAUGCGUCUGUUGAAUAUCUUGAUGCAGCUGCGGAAGUGCUGCAACCACCCAUACCUGUUUGAUGGGGCCGAGCCCGGGCCCCCCUACACCACCGACACUCACCUGGUCACCAACAGUGGCAAGAUGGUGGCCCUGGACAAACUGCUGCCCAAAGUCCAGGAGCAAGGUGCUACACCCAUCAUUCAAUGAUUUUACUGUAGUUUAUCCCAUCAAAAAAUAAGGGGUGAAAAAAAAUAAAAAAAUACAUUCUACAUGUAUAUUUGAUGUGUUUAUCUCAAAGAGCUUCGAUCUGUGGUUGUUACUGUACAUGUGCAGUUGUAAUAGACUAUGCAAUAGGUUGUCUAUACAAACUCUUGAUAGAUGGAAGUACAUAAUGGUCCUUUAAAAGGCAAGGACAACCUCAGAGGAUGCAGGCUCAAACGGUUGCUUACUGUUGAAGGAUAACAGGAUUCACAUGUAGAAUUUAUAAUUUUCUUGUGAAGCUUUCUUGAUGAGAAAAGUUCAUUUGACUCUCAAAUCAGCCAUGCUCAUUUAGAAUUACAUUAAUCAAACCUUCCUCCCAUGCAAGAAACCCUAUGAAUAAUUGUCUCUCUUUGGAGAUUGCAUUUGAGCUAUGUGACCUGAUAGUGUAUGUAGGCUGUUCUGCUCUUUAAUGGAAUGACUGUAUUUUGUCUCAUUGGUUGCUAGGGUCUAGAGUCCUCAUCUUCAGCCAGAUGACCAGGGUCCUUGACAUCCUUGAGGACUACUGCAUGUGGAGAGGUUAUGAGUACUGCCGUCUAGAUGGAAACACUCCACACGAAGCCAGACAGGUACAGGGCAUGACUUCAGCUGAUGAGGUCUCUUUGACCACAACACAGGCUCCCAUGGAAACCAUAAGGAGCUAUAGUGGAACAGUUCAAUCACAGUUCAAUCAAACCAACCAUGGUCUUUAGUUUAAGCCACUACUUUGUCUACUGUGCUCGUACUGACCCUGCUUGUAAAAUGUAAAAAUGUUUGCUCUAAUGUGUAAAGUGUCUUUACUUCAACUACAUAAAAACUACUGAUAUUUUAGACAUUAUCUAACUAAUGCUUUAUGGCACAGGUGUCAAACUCGUUCCACGGAGGGCAGAGUAUCUGCAGUUAUUCGCUCCUCCCUUGUUCUUGAUUGAUGAAAUAAGGUCACUAAUUAGUAAGGAACUCCCCUCACCUGGUUGUCUAGGACUUUUGAAAGGAAAAAAACAAAACCUGCAGACACUAGGCCCACCAUGGAAUGAGUUUGACACCCCUGCUUUAUGGCCAUGUUUCUAGGAAGCCAUAGAGGCUUACAAUGCUGAAAACAGCAGCAAGUUCAUUUUCAUGUUGAGCACCAGAGCUGGAGGUCUGGGCAUUAACCUGGCAACUGCAGAUGUUGUCAUCCUGUAUGACUCUGACUGGAACCCUCAAGUGGACCUGCAAGCAAUGGUGAGAAACAUUUCAUGUGUGGAUUCCUUGGAAACUUACUUCUAUAUAUUAAGACUUUGGAAAAGUAAUUAUUGGUCAUUUAGUGUGAAAUUCUGUCAUGCAUACAAAAAUACUUGUAAUGUUAAUUUAUAACACUGGCUUGUAUCUUGUCUUGUACUUAUAAAAAGUGUAUUUCUUGUUUCAAAGAAAUAGAUACCUCAUCAACUGAGCCAAUCGGUGUGUUUGUUUUUGCCUCUCUAGGACAGGGCUCAUAGAAUUGGUCAGAAGAAACCUGUGCGAGUGUUCCGCCUCAUCACUGAUAAUACAGUCGAAGAGAGGAUUGUCGAGAGAGCUGAGAUGAAGUUGAGGCUAGACUCCAUAGUUAUACAACAAGGUAUUCAGCAUGGUUUUGAUUCCAACUUCAUGGUUUGUCAUUACAUAGCCUUCAAAUCCCUUAAAUGUGGCCAUAUCUUUGUUAUUUGGACUCGUAGCAAACAGAAAAUCUGACUUGAAUUUGUUCUGUGGCCCCUAUCACUAAAGUGUUGUUAAGCAAUGGUCUUUGGGACAGGUAAGACAGACAGACCUUGGUUAGGCUUGGGACAAAAUGAAACCACAUGCAUGUAUGUAUACAGAUCACACAAGGUUGGUGGCAUCUUAACUGGAGAGGACAGGCUUGUGGUAAUGGCUGAAGCGGAAUGAGUGAAAUGGUAUCAAAUACAUCAAACACAUGGUUUCCAUGGUUUCCAUGUGUUUGAUUCCAUGUGUUUGAUUCCAUUCCAGCCAUUAUUAUGAACCGUCCUCCCCUCAGCAGCCUGCUGUGAUACAGAUACUAGUAUCAGUUUACAGAAGGAUCUAGACCCUGAGACAUGAAUGGAAGAGGCUGCUGCAGGGUACAUUCAGUCCCACACCCCAACUACUUCUCACAUCUUUCAACUUUCCAGGGAGGCUGAUGGAGCAGUCCAACAAACUAGGGAAAGAUGAGAUGCUGCAGAUGAUCAGGCAUGGGGCCACUCACGUCUUCGCCUCCAAAGACAAUGAGCUCACGGACGAAGACAUCAACACUAUCUUAGAGAGGGGGGCAAAGAAGGUGGGUGAGGGAUCAGCACAUAGUGUUUGGUUGACAGACUGGCUCUGUGCUGUGCUGACCUGCCCUUUUGACCUGUCCUAGACGGCUGAGAUGAACGAGCGCAUGGAGUCUCUGGGAGAGAGCUCGCUCAGGAACUUCUCUGUGGACACCGGAGGAGCAGAGACCAGCCUCUACAACUUUGAAGGGGAGGACUACAGAGAGAAGCAAAAGGUAUCAAAUUACUACAUGCUUUGUCAUGACUCAUGACCUGUUAAUAGCAUCAAAGAGAAGCUUGAGAUAAUACAGUGCUUUGAUUAGCUAGUUCCCUUGUGCCUCAGGUUGAUUUUCAUCUCAAUUAUUGAACUUUGUGAAUACUGUGUGAUAGAGGUAGGGAUGACGUGCAGAGUAUGCUAUUCAUAGAUGCUUAUGACAUAAACUUUAUGAAACCACAGUAACCAUGAAAUGAGGCGUGGCCUUGUUUUGUAGCUGAGUAUGAUGGAAUGGAUCGAGCCUCCUAAAAGAGAGAGGAAAGCCAACUAUGCGGUGGAUGCCUACUUCAGAGAAGCCCUGCGUGUCAGUGAACCUCGAGCCCCCAAGGUAACGCCCACUCACAGAUUAAGCACACAGAAACUUCAGGGGCUGCCCCCAUGUUCAUGGGUGAGUUGCUAGUCUGUAGCCAAUCAUUUGUCUUAUUUCCCCCUUCUUCCAAAUUAUGAUGGCCAGUCAAGUCAGGAAGACAGAAUUGAUGUCCAUGGAAGUGGUGCACAUGUUAAUCUUGCUCACCAGAACAUGAUUGAUAAUGAUGAAUGUAUUUCAGGCCCCACGUCCCCCCAAACAGCCCAACAUCCAGGACUUCCAGUUCUUUCCCCCUCGCCUGUUUGAGCUGCUGGAGAUGGAGAUCCUUUACUACAGGAAGACUAUAGGCUACAAGGUAAGAGAGCUGUAGUUAAGUUCAUUGUCUGAUGGAUAAAGAAAGUGUGCCCAUGUUGACUUAUGUACAGUAGCUUUUAACAUGGCCAUUUAUAGUAAUGUAUUUUGGUUUCCUGCACAUGGUAUUGUGACUGGAAUGUCACAUCUUGCUGGUUCUAUUUUACUGAAACAAUUUACAAAGUUGAAUAUUUAAAAACAACAUUUUGAAAUCUAUUGGCUUGGGCUUUCACAGAACCAACAUGUUACUCAUGGGAGUGGUGGAUAGAGUCCAUAGAAGUGUGUCUCAACUCUGACAUUUGUGAGCAGCAUCCCAAGUGCUUAGCUGUGCCGAGGCACUCGCUGCCAAGGCAGACUGCUGAACUGAGACAGAUUGGAGCUUGUGCUCCUCUAUGGUGCCAGAACCACAGAACACACACACAUACAUUCCCCCUAUGCCACCUGAUCCCAGGGUACAUCUGCUCAGUUAGUCUGCUUCCCCAACAGGCCUGUCUAUCGCUUCACCCAGCCUUAGCGGUCUCUCGCCUAGCCUCGUAGCGAGAGACGGAGCUGUUCAGUGUUAUGUCUCAUCGGAGCUGUCUCUAAUAGGAGCUGUGUCUGUUCUCUCUCCUGUGCUGCUGCAGGUCCCCAGGAGCCCUGACAUUCCCAACUCUGCCCAGGUGCAGAAGGAGGAGCAGAGGAAGAUUGACGAGGCGGGGCCCCUCAGUCCUGGGGAGACUGAGGAGAAGGAGAAACUACUCACACAGGUACUGCAGGGCGCUAGGCGAGACACAACUUUCUAGAUUCCUGCGUUCAUUAUUUUAGUAAGAUCCCUAUUUGUUUGUCACAAAAAGUGCCACAUUAUUGGACAUUCUAAAGCUUGUAUCUAACAAGUGCUGUGUUUGUGGUGAAUAUUGUUUCGCAGGGGUUCACAAGUUGGAACAAGCGAGAUUUCAAUCAGUUCAUUAAAGCCAAUGAGAAAUAUGGCCGUGAUGACAUCGACAACAUCGCUCGGGAAGUCGAGGGGAAAAACCCAGAGGAAGUCAUUGAAUAUUCUGGUAAGAUACCGGUCCUCAUCAUAAUUAUUCCAUUAUAAUUGUGUUUCCUAUAGACCCAUUCUUGUAUCUGUUUCAAAUAACCAUGGUUAUUACGGCUUAUAUCUUUUUCUAUGCUCCACACUAGCUCUUUCAAACAUGUUCUUGAUUUAUUUUCAAGCCAUUUUCUGGGAGCGGUGCAAUGAACUCCAGGAUAUUGAAAAAAUCAUGGCCCAGAUCGAGCGUGGCGAGGCCCGUAUCCAAAGGAGGAUCAGCAUUAAGAAGGCGCUGGAUGCUAAGGUGAACUACUGUACUUCAUUCAUUUCUAUUGGGCACAAAAUCAUCUGAAACACAACCAAAACAAACAGCAAAUGCAUCCAAAAUGUGUAGAAACACAAGGUUGAAGUAGUCAUUGCGUGCUAUGAAUAUGGGAACAAAUACUGAACUUUUUACUACUUUAAUACACAUGUAAGUGAAUUUGUCCCAAUACUUUUACUCCCCUAAAAUGGGGGGACUAUGUACAAACAGUGCUGUAAUUUCUAAACGUUUUACCCGAUAUGGAUGGAAAUACCCUCAAAUUAAAGCUGACAGUCUGCACUUUAACCUCAUAGUCAUUGUUUGAUUUCAAAUCCAACCCUAUAGAGCCAAAAUAAGUAAAAAUGCUUCACUGUCCCAAUAAUUAUGGAGGGCACUGUAUUUUCCAUGGUAGAUACUCUGGAAAUUACAUAUUUGAAUUUGCUACUAGCAACCUUUAUUUGAGAAUGCUCCAAGAUUACUUUUUUUUUUUUUCAAAUUUAAAUGGAAAUGUUGUUUUGAUCGUUUCAGAUUGCGAGAUACAAGGCCCCAUUCCACCAGUUGAGGAUUCAGUAUGGCACCAACAAAGGGAAGAACUACACGGAGGAGGAGGACAGGUUCCUGAUCUGUAUGCUCCACAAGAUGGGCUUUGACAAGGAGAAUGUUUAUGAGGAACUGCGACAGUGUGUCCGGAACGCCCCCCAGUUCAGAUUCGACUGGUUCAUCAAGUCCCGAACUGCCAUGGUACAGUAUGUCCUAAACAGUUUGACUAUCUAUGUUACAGCUGUUGGAACGCUUGGGUGAGCAAACAUUGGGACACUUAAAGUAUUUGAUAUGACACCUGGGCUGCCAUUGGGAUAGUUAAUGAACCCAGUUACAGUGUCUUAAGCCCUGUUUAUACAUGGUGCUAACAUGCACCCUUUGUCCUGUUCUUGUCCACAUUCUGAUUGUGCCACAUUUUUUAGACAGGUGUAGACGAUUAAAAGGCACAUUAAGAUUAGGGCUGUGGCGGUCACAAAAUUUUGUCAGCUGGUGAUUGUCAAUCAAAUAACUGUCGGUCUCACGGUAAUUGACCGUUAAUUAACAUAAACACAUUUAGCAUCUCCUGGCUUCCACACAUAGCCUAUAAGCCUAUAGUCUCCUGAGUGCAUUGCAGUGCUAGCUGUGCCACUAGAGAUCCUGGUUCGAAUCCAGGCUCUGUCGUAGCCGGCCGUGACCGGGAGACCCAUGGGGCGGCGCACAAUUGGCCCAGGGUGGGGUAGGGAAUGGCCGGCAGGGAUGUAGCUCAGUUGGUAGAGCAUGGGUUGUGGGUUUGAUUCCCACGGGGGGCCAGUAUGAAAAAACAAACAACAAAAAAAUAACAUGUAAGUCGCUCUGGAUAAGAGCGUCUGCUAAAUGACAAAUUUAACAAGUCUAAUACAAAAUAAAUGUAAUAUAGCCUACACCUUCACAAUAAAUCCAUUAUUUAUUUUAGACAGGUCUAAAGAAGCAUGAUUUGAAGAAAAUGUAGUCUAUUUCAGAAGAACAGAAUAGCAUACUCUGUUGUCCUUAUGUUAGGUCCUGAUCUGGCUAUGCCAAAUGGCUGUGGGCUACUAGUUCAUUUAGCAGACAAAAUUUGCUUAGAAUUCAGUGGCAUUAUUUUAUAUUAUUUUAUAGUAUGAAGAAUACAAUUGAACAAAGCUGAAUAAAAUAGAAAGGAUAUUUUCUCCAAACGAUUUGAGGGAGUGCGCACAUGCGGCUAUUCUGUGUUGAGCGGUUAACAAAGAAAUAGGUACUCCUAUAUGCUUAAUUUAGAGUUAUUAAUGUAACUUUAGUUGUUCUACAAACGUUGGGCUAUAUGUUUAGAUUUUUUAUACAUUGUAAGGCUGCAUGAUGCGACUAAUGAUGAUUUGAAAAAAGUUGCUUGAAAGGCAUGAGCUCUGCUUUGUUUUUUGCGCAGGCUCUACACACUUCAUCAGUCUCUCAUUCACAAUUUGGCAAGCACUUGAUAAUGCCUCGAAUUUCACGCCGGCAUCCUCUUUGUGUGGACGUAAUGCACCCUAAAAAAAUCAAUGCCUUUUGCGGCCAGUGGCCGUUGUGCCCCUUGGCCUGGAGUGCUGCGUGCUCCGAAGCACCUCUCACUCACAUGGCACUCCAUCACGUGAUCGGGUCUUUCUCAAAGGGUACAAGUGAAGACAGACACAUCGGGGGUGCAAUGGCGCGCGUCCUUAUCCAAUUCCAAGGUGCAUAUUGAAGAUAUUGGAAGAACUGUCCACAUUUACUUUUCAUCAGCCAACAAGAUGAGUAAGCCUAACGAACAGCAAAAGCACUAGCCUAUGUCAAUCUUCUAUCCCCUAUAGUACAAAAGUCGACCUAUUCUGUGCGAGAAAUAAAUAUUCCAAACAUAGUCUGGGACAGUUGUGGGAUGCGAUAGAUCCCAAAUUAAUAUAACCACUAGCAUCAAAAAACGUUUUGGCGCAAUGUGGCUGACACAACAGAUCAGAACGUUUAGCUUAAAAUGUUGAUAAACUAUUAGGCUAUUUCUUCACAUUAUAAGCGCAGCAAUGUGCACGUGGCAGUAGGCUAUAAGCGCGAGUGUUCCGUUAGCGGAAAAACACCAUUAUCAAAAGUGACCGCAAAUGCAAUUAUGCAUGUAAUGCUUUUAUUAUAAAAGUGCAUUUUUAAGGUGAAAAUUAUCUUCCCCCAAACUUGAAACUCGCACACUACUUAUGUAUGCCAGUUAGGUUCUACACCUCUUGUAAAGUGGAUUAAUGUGCUUAAUUUUAAGAAGUUAUUUGGCCGCUUUAGUUGUGAUACAAACCUUAUCAAAACAUAUUAGCCUAUGGGCUAGGCUACAUGAGGUGUGCGACUAUGGUUAGAAAAAGUCACACAAACAAGGCAUUGUUUCUUAUGCUGGGCAUCAUUCACAAGUGAUAAUAUAUAAUUCACAAGUUAUAGGCUAAUAUUGUCACCCAUCAGACUAUUCUUGAUUUAAUCUUGUCUUUACAUAUAAUAAAUAAUAUGUGUGAAACUUAAAUAGCGAAUGGAGGACCCUUUUCCCGUGGUUCAUUUUCAUGCCAGCCAGGUAGGCUAUACUCCUGUUGUAAAGAUAAGCAAUGUGCUUAAUAUUAGGAAAGUUGAGAAAUAAAUAUAGUAGGCCUAGCCUAUAGAAAGCUGAUGGGAUCCUCCUCUUUUUAGUAGAGGCUAUCACUCUGUUUUCUCACGCAAUUGCAUAGCCUAUAGAAAUGUUGCGCAUCAUGAGCUCAUGGGCUCUCAUGAAGUGUUUGAUUAGAUUUUUGAUUACAUUUGCAUUGAUGUCAGUGAUUAGAGGGAUAAUGGAGUGCUGAGUACCAGGCAGUUAGCAAGUUUGAUAGGCUACUAAUGACCAUCAACAGCAUCAGAGCUUGUAGAAGCCUAAUUACCGUGACUAAACGGUCACAUGGAAUUUGACUGCCUUCAUGACUGGCCGGUGUGGCGGUAAUACGGUCACCACAAAAGCCCUAAUUGUGAUCUUCCUGACCACCUCCGGAGGUAGUCAGGCACGCAUUGUGUCUGGAUAUCAAUCAAGUAUAAACAGAUCUGGCUGGUCAAACCAUUUAAAUCAUCAUUAUACCAGCUUCUAAACUCAUUUGACAAGUAGCACCAUUGACUUAUGGCAUCAGUAAAAAAUAAAUAAAACAUAAAUUCAUAUUAUUUCAAAAUAGUAUGUCAAAUUAUUUGCAUACAAGGAGGCUCUAGCUAAUCUGGUCACAAUGCGGCUACAGUGGACGGAUAAGAGGCGACAAACCUUGAUCAGAUAGUGAUUGGAUCAUAUUGAUCAGAUCAUGAAACGUACAUGUUAGCGCAAGGUGUAAACGAAGCUUUGGUGUCCUACUCCUUCCCAUCAUAAAAACUGGUUUUAUUACUUUUAUUAUAGACUUUGCAGUGAGUUCAGAGACAAUCUUGUUUGGUUUCUUCUCACAUUAUUUAUAUUAGGUAUGGCUGAAUAUAGAAUUGUAUUUGUUUCAAUGUGUCCCUCUUUUACAAGUUGAGAUGAAUGGGAAUUCAUGGGAAGAAAGACUAUUGUUCAGGUUCAUACAUCACCUGCAUACAUAGACACUUCCCUGCAAACAAUAAUGAGUCGUUAGGACGUCCCCAGGACAUCACGAAAUGGUCGCCUGAAGUCAUCAGGACAUUGUGUCAUGGUCCCCUGGAGGUUUUGUCUAGUUCCUGGUUUGUCCCGGUGACGUCCCCAAAGAGGUUUUUAGGACUUUCAUGGGCUGUUGGGUCAUGGUCCCACGAAUGCCCUCUGAACGUUCUUGGGACGUUGUGUCAUGGUCACCUGGAGGUUUUUGUGUAGUUCCCGGUUUGUCCCGGGGACGUCACCUGAUGGUCGCAAAUAAACAUUCUCCCCCCAAAAAAAGUUAUACCCAGGGCACACGCACCCCAGUUACUGUUGCCAAGCCCAUCAAGGCCCUGAUUGGUGAACCACUGAUCCAGUCACAGCUCUUUGUCUUUUAGCAGUGCUAGGGACACCCACACAGUGGUUUUAACAUAGUGUUUUCAAUGUACAUAUUUUACAUACAUGAUUACAUUGUGUAUGUUUAUUCAUACAGUAAUUAUUAUUUAACAUGUCCUCACGUGGAAUUUGAACUCACAACCUCUUGGUUCAUGACAUUCCGCUCUUCCUGCUACGCCACCAUGUCUGUAUCAAUGACUGGUUUUACCUGUAGGCCUUUUCCUACACUUUAACUUCAAAGUAAGUCUCAGCUCUGUUAAAAAUACACUGAAGAAAACUAUUAUACUUAUCAUAGUGAUUCAGAAGUAACAUUAAAACAAUAAUAUGCCCCACCAACAUCAGACAACUAUACUGAAAACCCAAACUGAAAUUGCUGAAAUAAGUAAAUGAAAUCAAUGAGCGAAUAGUCAGGUUAACUGAUAACUGAAAUAGCAGUGCAGAUGGCACUGUUUUGCUAAGUGCAGAGAUGUGUUAUAGGUAAUGAAUGUGUAUGGGACUUCUGAAAUUCUACAGACUUUGCGGCGCAGCAGAGCGAGCGAUCAGCAUACUCCAAAUCCGGAGGUUGUGAGAUCAAAUCCCAGGUGUGGUCAUAUUGAAAAGUUAGUAGUGAUCAUGUCAAAUGUAAUCAUAUUGUAGUUGAUUUAAGAUUUUUACACUAUUUUAGCUGAACAGCGUCCCACUUACCUUAAAACCCCCAUACCAUUUAAUGGCUUUACUUAAAAUGGUUUGGGACACCAGGGACCAUCACGUGACAAAAACCUGCAGGGGCCAGGACACAACGUCCCACAAAUGUUCAGGGAUCCUUAAGCGGACCAUGACACAACGUCCCAAGAACAUCCUAAAAAUGUCCCCAGGUCAAACCGGGAACUAUAAAAAGGUCCCCCAGAGAACGGUCCCUUGGGACCAUCACAUAACGUUCUUAGAACAUUCUCGGAAAAAAAAAAAAAAAAGUAAGUGGGAUAACGUCACGCCAAAACCCUUAAGGGACCUAAUGGGAACAUCGCCAAAUGUCCUCAGGACGUCCAAUGUUUGCUGGGUUACCUCUCUGGGGUUAUUUAUCAUUACUUUGUGUUUUUGACAAAGUGGUAUGUUACAUGAACUGUUUUGGUUAUUAAAAUGUCAAUAUUAUGAACAAAAGCUGUAAUAACCACACAAGAGGAGAAUAAUGAAUAAAUAUAAAAAAUGGUUUGCUUCAAACAGACUGGCUAACAGAGAGGAACAGCAGACAUCCAUUGUACUAUCGUUUUGUUUUCUCUACAAACAGCUUCCUUUUCUUCCCCCAGGAACUUCAGCGACGCUGUAACACUCUCAUCUCCCUCAUCGAAAAAGAAAAUAUGGAGAUUGAGGAAAAGGAACGUGCUGAAAAGAAGAAAAGGACCACAAAAAGCCAGAUGGUAAUUGAUUUUACCAUUUCAAAGCAAUUGUAUACAGAUUUUACGAUUUUAAGGUACAAAAUGGGUUUAACCAAAAACACACAACCAAUGGUUUUGUUUUUGGGGUAAACAUUUUGUGGGAAGAAAAAGGCAUAUUGGCUAACCAUCUUGAGGAUUCCGAACCAUGUUACCAUGAAACAUUUAUCAAUACUCAUGUGUUAGAAUAUUAAUAUUUCAGUGUUUACGUACAUUGUAACAUUUACAUGUAGACAUGUAAUUGAUUUGAUUCUCAUGUCAUUUGUAUUCUAAGGCGCACAAAAGGAAGGCAGAUGCGUCAUCAGAAGCAACAGGACGCAAAGAGAAGAAAGCCAGAGCCUGA